Molecule: messenger RNA, 786 nt
Organism: Sclerotinia borealis F-4128
Lineage: Eukaryota; Fungi; Ascomycota; Leotiomycetes; Helotiales; Sclerotiniaceae
Source: the annotation of a GenBank genome assembly
AUGUUUACCUCUUAUAUCAAAAAUAAUCCAUCAAUGGAUCCUCGAGUUCUGCGAUUGGUAUGCAGACCAAAGUCUACGAUGAAGUCACCAAUCAAAGAGCCACUCAGCGAUUUCCAUCUCUUCCCAAGCCUUCUACCUGAACUUCGAAUCCUCGUUUGGCGAUAUGCCUGCAAAACUCGUACCGUCGAAGUUCGAUAUGAUCCAACCAUCGAUCGAUGUCGUUCCAUCACUCCACCUCCCGCCAUACUCCAAGCCAAUCACGAAUCACGAAUCGAAGCUUUACGUAUCUACACACUCUCUUUCGCAACGCAUACUUCCGAGCCAAGAAUAUACUUCAAUCCAUCCAUCGACGUCCUCUACCUCCCUCGACAUCGCGCCAUGGGCUACGAUGAAACCCUCCGCGAUUUCCGCACCUUCUUAACCAGCCCAACCCUCCUCGACGACGUCAAAACCAUCGCCAUCGAUCAUGUAGAUGUGGAAAUCAAACGACCAUGGGAAUCCUACAACAAAGCCACCCUCAUGCGAUCAUUCCCAAACCUCGACCUAGUCAAAUUAAUCAUCAAGGAGCAGAAACGCGCAUGCGGUGCCUGGCACGAGAACUUCGAGUUGGUGGAACCAAAGAUGAAACCGGAAGAUAUUCUGAGGAUCUGGGUCGAUUUUAAACAGUGUUUGGUGAGGGAAGAGCGGACGCUGAAGGAGAUUGCGUUGGGUUGUGAGGGGGAAUAUUUGGGGUGGGCUUUGCCGACUGUGAGAGUUCAGACGAAGGUUAGGAAGGAGGUUGCUUAG